CAGAAAAAUUAGACGUUUUUGUCAGAUGUAAAUCAAAUUUAACCGCGACAGGAUCUUUUUCUCGACUUAUAGUGUAUAACCCUAUUAAUAUAAAUUUCCUUUAUUUGAACCUAAAUUGAUUUACGUGAUCGUUUUAUUCAGUGAUAAUCGUAAUGUAAAAAUGUGACCAUCUCAAGUGAAACUGCAGUUCCAUAUAUUUUACUCCUACGAAUGUCAAGUUUCCGUUAAUGGCUUCUGCCGAUGACCUGGUUCCAGAUAGAAAAAAUCGAAACCAAACUAUCUUUCAAAAAAUUAAACACAAACUACCGCAGAUACUGUCAAGUAUUCUGGCGGCGAAUGGAGCCUUCGUUUUCGGAACCAAUAUCGGUUGGUCGUCACAGAGCUACCGAUAUUUAGUCCAAAAAAAGGAGUAUCCAUUUUCGGUUAGUAAAGAACAGUUCUCCUGGAUUUCAUCGGUACUGGCAUUGGGUGCUCUUCUUGGAGGUCUGUUGGGCGGGCCUAUUGUCAACGGCUUUGGGAGGAAAGGAACAAUUUUGCUAACUGUCCUACCAUUUUUAUUUGGUUGGUUUCUAAUUAUCUUUGCUGUCCGAGUAUAUAUGUUCUACGCAGGACGAGUAGUUCUGGGCGUAUGCUGUGGUAUUUUCACGGUGGCUGUACCAAUUUAUAUUGGCGAAAUAUCAGAGAAAGAUAUUAGAGGGUCACUGGGGGGUUUGUUUCAGCUGCUGAUAGUUUUGGGAAUAGCGUUUGCAUAUGGUAUCGGAUCGGUUGCAAAUGUCAUGACCACGUCUAUUGUGCUUCUUACUGUACCUCUGGCUUUCCUGAUUCCGUCCUUUUUUAUGCCGGAAACUCCUACCUAUUUGGUGUCCGCAGGAAGAACUGAGAAAGCCAGAGCCAGUUUGCGAUAUUUAUAUGGUGAAGAUUGUGACGAAGAAGGAUAUCUGGAUGAAUUGGUGGCCAACGUACAGGAAAACAAGCACAUAACGACCCUAUCUGUGUGGAAGGAGCUAGAUAAAUUUGUCGUUUUGUACGCGUUAUGUAUAUCGCUAGGACUUCAGUUCUUCCAACAACUAAGCGGGAUCAAUGUCAUCAUCUUCUACUCGGAGGACUUAUUUGCGAAAUCGUCAAGCAGUAUAUCCUCGAAUCUAGCGGCAGCUCUCGUCAGUAUAAUACAAAUCAUUGCAACAGCUUUGGCUUUAUCCACAGUCGAUCGAACCGGCCGCAAGGUGUUGCUGAUAGUAUCUGCAAUUAUCAUGACCAUUUGCACGAGCCUCCUAGGCGUAUAUUUUUAUCUGCAAAAACAUGAUAAGGACACUUUCAAAGGGAUCCCACAAUCUGUUCCUAUCUUGUUAGUGUCAAUAUAUAUUGCAGCAUUUUCAUUCGGACUGGGUCCUGUGCCGUGGAUAUUACUGGGUGAACUUUUCACACCUGCAUCAAAAGGUCUUGCUUGCGGGAUGUCAGUUUCUUUCAACUGGCUAUUAACGUUCAUAGUUACUAAGACUUAUGUUAAUAUUGAGGAUUGGAUGGGAAUCGCAGCCACCUUCUGGCUUUUUGCUGGUUUGACCGCACUGGGAGCGAUUUUUUUCGCUGUAAUCGUUGUUGAGACAAAAGAAUUGACGUUGAAAGAAGUCCUAGAAAAGUUGGAAAAACGAAAAGACCGAUUGCGAAAAAUCUUUUGUAUGAGGACUUCAUGAGAUAAUUAGCAAUAAAUAUAGAACUUGUA
Molecule: messenger RNA, 1720 nt
Organism: Hermetia illucens (black soldier fly)
Lineage: Eukaryota; Metazoa; Arthropoda; Insecta; Diptera; Stratiomyidae
Product: facilitated trehalose transporter Tret1-like
Exons: 3
Coding region: 228-1691 (487 amino acids)
Biological process (GO): carbohydrate transport; transmembrane transport
Cellular component (GO): membrane
Molecular function (GO): sugar transmembrane transporter activity
Source: RefSeq, a predicted model, not a curated record